AUGUCAUUAACCUCAAAAUUUUACGCCACGACGCUGGCUGUCGUACUAGCCAUAUUAGCAAUCAUACCAUCGACCCGCGGGGAGCAUCUCACCCAAGCAGACUUUACGUCUUCCAUUGGCAAGGGCUUGUGGCUGGUAGAAUUCUACAGCCCUUAUUGCCCACAUUGUAAGCGCUUUGCACCAGCAUGGGAUAAGGUAGCGAAGGAAAAGGCACCGCUGGAAGGCAUAUCCGGGUUUACGAUGGCUCAAGUCAAUUGUAUUGCUCAAGGAGAUCUGUGCAGUGACAACCAGGUCACGGGCUAUCCGCAAGUCAUGCUGUUUAAAGAAGGCAAAAAGAUGGAAGAGUACUCAGGAGACCGCACACCUGCUGAUCUUUCCUCUUGGAUCGACAAACGUGUAGCAGAUUAUGCACAGUCUUCAGCCUCAGAGUCAGACUCUGUCUCCAGUACAGCUCACCUUAAUCCCAGUGGGGAGGUGGUUGUUCUCACGCCUGAGACAUUUGACAAAGCCCUAUCUGAGGGGCCUAUCUUUAUCAAGUUCUAUGCGCCUUGGUGUGGGCAUUGCAAGAAACUUGCACCGGUGUGGACUGAACUCGCUACUAAGACUAAAGGCCGGGUUAAUAUUGCUGAGGUUAACUGCGAGCAAUAUGGAUCUUUGUGCAAGUCUCAGAGUGUAGACGGAUAUCCGAUGCUAUUUUUCUACCACUCGGGCCAGAAAGUCGAUUUCCGUGGAUCAAGAAAGAUUGAGCCUCUUGAACAAUUCGUAUUGCGUGCAGUAGCCCCGGGUGUCCAAUCGAUUACAAUCGAGGAGGUUGACAGCGUCCUCAAGAAGGAGUCUGUCUUUUUCCUGGUACUUUAUACGUACUCGACCCCUCAGCUGUAUUUGGAUGACAUUGAGGAAGCGGCCAAACCACUGUUGGGAACACCUGUUGUAUACAAGUCCCGAAACCCUGACGUCUUCAAGAAAUUUGACGUCGAUCCAGCGGACGGCCCGGCCCUCAUCGUUGUCAAAGACCAUGAAACCAAGCCGUUCUCUGUUCUUCCGCUUAGUACCCAGACGACUGUUCCAAUUCUGGGCGCUUUUUUCCAACACCAUCGGAUUCCGACCUUGCAGCAACUCACCGCCGAGAAUUUCCCAGAUGUAAUGAAGCACCCAGCCAAACCCCUUGUAGUGCUGGCUGCAAUUGAUAUGGAAAACAUGCCCAAGACACAGUUAGGGGAGGAAAUCGAAAAACUGACUUCCAUUGCCAAACGUUGGCAAACUUCUGCUGUGAGGCUCACUGACACUCGGCCUACUAUCUUCGUAUGGAUGGAUGGAGACCGCUGGAGUAAGUGGCUGAAAAGGAUGUAUGGCAUCAAACGGGAGGAUAUGCCAACCGUUGUGAUCGUCGAUCACAGCAGACUCUUGUAUUACGAUGCUGACGCUGGGAAGGCGCGCCUAAAGCUAGAGCGUGAAAGUAUUUUUGCGGCACUCGAAAGUGCGUACCUUGGUCUUCUCAGACCUAAACAUUCAGAGAACUUCGUAGAGAGGACGAUGAGGUCAAUGAAUGAUCGCAUGGAGUACGUUGGGUCCUCUGCAUGGGCGCAUCCAUUUGUCACCGCCGGAAUUGUGGUUGGCUUCCUGUCAGGAUCGCUGUGGCUCAUUCGCCGCCUUGUUAACGACGAUCUCCCUACCGGUUCAUACCAAUCCACUCGCCACCAGCAAUGGAAGCCAUCCCACCGACUCGACUGA
Rhizoctonia solani is the source of this 1731-nucleotide messenger RNA. RefSeq names its product thioredoxin. Lineage: Eukaryota; Fungi; Basidiomycota; Agaricomycetes; Cantharellales; Ceratobasidiaceae. Gene Ontology annotation, cellular component: endoplasmic reticulum. Gene Ontology annotation, molecular function: protein disulfide isomerase activity. The record is from RefSeq and is a predicted model, not a curated record. The coding region runs from base 1 to 1731 and encodes 576 amino acids. The transcript has 13 exons.